AUGGCUAUCUCUGAGUGUCCUUUUAUUAUCCGGUCUUUUGAGUUUGCACCUGCCGAUGGGGCAAUUUUCGCAACUGCUAAUGCUGCACCCCUAAUAGGAACCCUGAGUGAGCGGUUUUGGCAGCUCAAUGAACAUGUGCGCAGGUAUCGCCAUGCAGUUGAAGACUCUGAACGACGCUUGGUGCUGUUCGAUGCGAAGAGCAAGAUAUCUGCCAAGGCUGAGGACCAGAUAUACACCACCCCAAUAACGCAGAGGGGCAGAGUCGCGUUUUAUAUCGGGAUCUGUGCUGCUAAUCCUGAAUACGUAGACCUGAUCCCAAACUACCGCGCCAGGACUUCAAUAGCCAACGAGGAGAGUCGCAACGUUGCCGUCAACAUCUCGCGGAAAUCACUUCUACCACCUUCAGCGUAUGGCUCUCUGAGUCCAUGUAACAGCCCCUAUCGAAUGCCUCUCAGCCUCCUCCCGGAAGCACUUGCAUGUAUUCAGCGAUGUGCUCAAGAUCGAGGUACUUAUCGCAAUCCCUGGACUCGCGUCACAUUUCCCGACUGGACUCCGUAUGCCGAACAUGGAAACGAUGGACUAGUCCCAGAAGAAUCGUCUCAGCAUUUCACCUCCUUCAAAGGCCUUGUAGAGUUGUGGAGAGGCAUACGCGUAGCGAAGAGGGUCCACGGAAUACCAAUGGACUUUGACUUCAUGUGGCUGCAGCCACGCCUAGCCGACUUCAAGCUUCUAGUCCCAUACGUGCCAAGCGGUACACAACGUCGGCAGUUAUUUGUCCAAUAUAAGAUUGACGGGUUAUAUCGCUCACCUGCUUCACCACUGACGAAGGUGGCUAUUGCCCGCAACGGUCGGAAGGGUCAGCUUAACUACUACUUCAAUGGGCAUGAGCGGUUCGACUAUCUCUUAUACCAAUUUGACUAUCAAGACCGACAGAGGUUGGCAUGGACACAGUUCUUUUUUAUACCCGAAAAGGUACUUCCAGACGAGUUCUACACGACAAAAGCAAAGGAUGCUAGCUUUGAUCGGGAGGAUUUCAAGCCAUAUUGCAUUACUCUAGACGAUACUGGAGAACGGGUAAAAAAGGUUUACAGUAUUAUACAAGCUACACAAAAUCCACGUCAACUUGGCAGUCGACCUCAAAGACCUUCUCAGAGCCGCCUCAAGGACACCGCAUCUGAACCUGAAGACAUGAGCACACGUCCAUUUCCUGUUCCUUCUACGACAAGGCUAGAAGAGUUUGCAUCCAAACUAUUCUAUACCAUCAUAGCCCACUGUGCUGCUCGUCGCUCUGGUCUUCUCUUGGUGCUGUCGCGUGGGCAUCCUUUCGGAGACUUGGCUUAUUGUCGAUAUCGAUGGACGAGGCGACAACAAGAAGCCUUCUUCGCCAGCAAAUCGCUACCUUGUACAAUAACACAACUACCCCCCAACACUCCUAUUGUACCAUUUCAUCUGUACUCCAGGAGCCAGGAAGUCACGUCUCGGGGCCCUAGGCUUACAACAGCCGAGUUUCACAGACUCAACGAAAGUCCUCAAUACCGACUGCUAGUAUUCGACAUUUUUAGUCAGGAAGGGCAAGGUAUUCAUGGCCCUCUGCUAAUCAUACCGAGUAGCGAUAUUAGUCCAACACAACUGCAACUUGAUUUGUAUAACUCCAAUCGAAAACUCAACAAACACGAGGACUUUGAGGAACGGGUGCCAUUACUUGCCGAACUCAUACACACUGGUCUCAACCCACUCGACUACAUCAUGUGUUCGGGCGGCCCACGUGUGUUAGCGGACCAAGCUAAUACUUGGGACGAGCUUUGGGUACUUCUUGAUAAUUUUGCUGGAGUCAAGGAUGUUAUGCAUCCGCCAGGUUACUAUCGCCAAACUGGUAAUUUCCGAGUUACUAUUCAGGUUCUCCACCAGAUCUUGGUAGAGAAGCAUGCGCGCAUCUUGGCUGAGCCAAUGCCCUUCUUGAGGAUGGAAAAUGAAGAAGAGUAUGACUAG
Molecule: messenger RNA, 1989 nt
Organism: Exserohilum turcica Et28A
Lineage: Eukaryota; Fungi; Ascomycota; Dothideomycetes; Pleosporales; Pleosporaceae
Exons: 3
Coding region: 1-1989 (662 amino acids)
Source: RefSeq, a predicted model, not a curated record